Molecule: messenger RNA, 8893 nt
Organism: Solea solea (common sole)
Lineage: Eukaryota; Metazoa; Chordata; Actinopteri; Pleuronectiformes; Soleidae
Product: pleckstrin homology domain-containing family A member 5-like
Exons: 32
Coding region: 38-4804 (1588 amino acids)
Cellular component (GO): cytosol
Molecular function (GO): phosphatidylinositol-3,5-bisphosphate binding; protein binding; phosphatidylinositol-5-phosphate binding
Source: RefSeq, a predicted model, not a curated record
UGUGCUGUGUGUUCUGUGUGAGAGAGAAUGUGUGUGUAUGUGUGGUAACCCAGAGCAGCAGAGCUCUCAGUCAGACAUGGCGGCGGAUCCUCAGCCGGACUGGCUCUCCUGCCUUCCUUCUUCUUGGAGUUACGGCGUGACUCGGGAUGGACGUAUAUUCUUCAUCAACGAAGAAGCGAAGAGCACAACCUGGUUACAUCCUGUCACUGGAGAAGCUGUGAUCACUGGGCACAGGAAAACUCCAGAUUUACCAACAGGAUGGGAAGAAGGAUACACAUUUGAGGGAGCGCGCUGCUUCAUCAACCACAAUGAGCGGAAGGUGACAUGUAAGCACCCGGUGUCAGGAGUUCCCUCCCAAGACAACUGCAUCUUUGUUGUAAACGAACACAUGAAUUGUGGAAAGCGUGUCCACCCUGACGGGCCCAUAGAGGCUCCCACCAGGCUGGCUCCUAAGGCUUCAUCAGAGCAGGACAGUAGCGGCAGUGACAAGAAGGAACGUCCCUUGAGCACCAUGAGCGAGGCUUCAAACUACACAGGCGGCUCGGACUACAGCACCUUUCCUGGCAGCCCCACUAUCACGGACACUUCACCUACAACUGUUACCUCAUCCACACGGCCCUCCAGGUCUUCCAAGAAAGUUCACAACUUUGGCAAGAGGUCCAACUCCAUCAAGAGGAACCCUAAUGCCCCAGUGGUCAAGAGCAACUGGCUUUAUAAACAGGACAGUGCAGGAAUGAAGCUGUGGAAGAAGAGGUGGUUCGUGCUGUCAGACAUGUGUCUCUUCUACUACCGUGAUGAGAAAGAAGACAGCAUCCUGGGGAGUAUCCUGCUGCCCAGUUUCCACAUUUCCAUGUUGUCAGUGGAUGAUCGCAUCAGCAAGAAAUAUGCCUUCAAGGCCACUCACCCAAACAUGCGGACUUAUUACUUCUGCACUGACACGGCCAAAGAGAUGGAGACCUGGAUGAAAGUCAUGACGGAUGCUGCCCUCGUCCAUUCUGAACCAACCAGAAGAACGGACAAGUUGAAAGUGGACCAACGAACGCCUCAGGAGCUGAACAACCUACUGAACCACAGAGUCCUAACUAGGCCCGAGAUCCAGAACAAUGAGCGGAACCGUGAACCUGUGCGGCAACAUUCUCUAUCCAGGGCUGACGACAAACGGCAAAAGGGCUCCGAGAAAAACAACGGCCAGCGGGAGCGCGAGUACUACACCUUACAGAGAGAGGGAGAGAAGUAUUCUCUGAAGAAAGAUGGGGUGAGCUACAUGCUGCAGAAGGAUGGAGAGAAGUACCUCCUUCAUAAGGAUGGAGAGAAGUAUUUGCUGAAGAAAGAUGGAGAGAAAUACUCUCUGCAGAAAGAUGGAGAGGUUUACAGCAUACAGAGAGAUCUAGAGAAGUACGCAGUUCAGAAAGUGGGUGAUAAGUACACAGUGACACCGACACAGGAGAAAUAUGCUCCAUCAAAAGAUGGAGAGAAGUAUCUGCUCGCUAAGGAUGGAGAAAAAUAUGCACUGCAGAAAGUUGGAGACAGACACACACUCAAAAAAGAAGGACAGACGUAUGCUCCUCAGAGGGAAGUGAAAAGACAGCUGUCAUUAAGGGAGACAGACAGGUACGGCAUGAUGGAGAAUAAAUAUGGUACACUACAGGUUGUGGACAAAUAUGGCACUUUGAGGGAAGUGAAGAAAUACAGCACGCUACGAGAGGGGGACAGAUAUGCGUCUCUCAGAGAUGCAGAGAAGUAUGCUACACUGCGUGACGCUGAUAAAUAUGGCUUCCAGAGAGACCCAAGCUCUGAAAGGUCUCAGAUCAAAAUCAGCAGCAUCAAAUUACAGCCGGCUCAAGCUGCCGCCAUCGCAGCUGCUGUGUCUGAAUCUCGCCAGGGUCAGGCCACCAUCAACGUCCAGAAACCUAUGAAGGUUAGCAGCUCUGGGUCUGGGGAGCAGACUGGGGACUGUAGUCCAGCAGAUGUGGAUGGCAGUCUGGCCAAGGCUCCGGUCAAUUCCCCAGCUCCUGUGCAGGAGCCGGUGACAGGACUGUCCAGAACCAACUCCAUGAAGCAGCUGGAACACUGGGUCCGCACACAAAGAUCAAGAGGACUGGACGACGACACCAGGAGCAUUACCUCCUACCAGACUUUACCCAGGAAUAUGCCGAGCCACCGUGCUCAGAUUGUGCCCCGCUACCCGGAGGGAUAUCGCACGCUGCCACGCAACAGCAUGAUGAGGCCGGACAGCAUCUGCAGCACGGCGGGGUCCGUGUAUGACCGUGCACUCCGUCCUGCCUCGACCUCCGCUGUCACCACGGCAGAGAAGAGGAGGUCGAUGAGGGAUGACACCAUGUGGCAGCUGUAUGAGUGGCAGCAGAGGCAGGCCUUCUCCAGGCAAAGCCUGGCUCCGCCAACAGCUGUGGGUCAUUAUGGCACCCUGCCCAGCACAAAGACCAUGAGCAACAUCUCUGAACACACUGUGGCUCACUCCAUCCCCACCUCACCAUCUCACGGUUCCCUGGCCCUCUACGGCACCUUCUCCGGCUCUCGCCAGCAGGUGGCUCCAAAUCCUGCAAUCUCUUUCUCUGAGGUGACGUCACCGGUUCUCCUCGGGGACGGGACUCUGGACCGCCGGCAGAGAACACACCUCGCUAAGUACGGCUUCCCAACAGACCGACGGUCGAUUGCAGCUGGCGCCUCUCCUCAGCCCAUUACUGCGCAGUCGCUGCAAGGCAAGACGCCUGAAGAGCUGACAUUACUGCUGAUCAAGCUCCGCCGGCAGCAGGCGGAGCUCAACAGCCUGCGGGAGCACACAGUAACUCAGCUAAUGGCCCUGGGUUUGGAGGGGCCCAACGCCAAGACUGAUGUUCUUUCACAUCACCUCCAAAGGAACCUUGUUUACUUGGACAGUCAGACAAAGGAGAAUGAGCCUCUAAUCUUCAUGAUUCAUACAAUGAUCGAGAACUCAGCACCGAGGCCACAACUCUACCAGCAAGUCAACACAGAAGACAACACAGUUGUCCAGCACACAGAGGAGGCUGACCUAGACACCAAGCUGAGCAGACUGUGUGAGCAGGAUAAGGCAGUGAGGAUGCAGGAGGAGAAACUGCAGCAGCUACACAGAGAGAAGCACACGCUAGAGACAGCCCUGCUGUCAGCCAGUCAGGAGCUGAGUGACCAGAGCGGCAGUGGAGCAGCAGCCACACAGAGUCUGGUCCAGCAGAGGGACGUGCUGCAGAACGGCCUGCUGAGCACCUGCAGAGAGCUGACCAGAGUCAACGCUGAGCUGGAGCGCUCCUGGAGGGAUUAUGACAGGCUGGAGGCAGACGUCACUCUGGCCAAGUCCAACCUGCUGGAGCAGCUGGAGGCCCUGGGCAGCCCACAAACAGAGCCUCCGAGCCAGCGCCACAUCCAGAUCCAGAAGGAGCUGUGGAGGAUCCAGGACGUGAUGGAGGCUCUGGCCAAAAACAAGCCGCAGCGUCGCACAGAUAACACAGAUUUCCCUGGUUCUAAACCGCUCUCUAGUGAACAGAAGAAUGAGACAGUGCUACCGCCACUGGCCCUCAACCCCCCCAUAGUGGAGGGCAACAACGUGCCCCCCCGCCCGCCACUCCCCCAGUACUACGACUCGUCCGAGCGGCCUCACCAGCCGCCGCCGUCCCACCACCACCACAUGCAUACCAGCGGCCGCCUGCCCCCCCACACGGCGCGCCCCGAGGACCGCAAGGCUGGCCCCAGGAAUGCCGCGCACAGCCAAGCUCCAGACUAUCGUCUGUAUAAGAGUGAGCCUGAGCUGACCACAGUGAAGGAGGAAGUGGACGAGGCCAACGGAGAGGACAAGGACAAGACAGAGGGCUCAGAGAGUAAAGACACUGCAGUAUCAAAAGGUCCCCCCUGCCCAGUGGGCAUCGUCCCUCCCAGAACCAAAUCCCCCAUGAGCCCUCCUGAGUCCUCCACCAUCGCUUCCUACGUCACCUUGAGGAAAACCAAGAAGCCUGAAUCCAGAUCAGAUCGACCCAGAAGCGUACUGGAUCAUCUGGGCUUCGGGGAGCGAGAGGUUGGCAGAAUGAGGAUGAGUGUGGAGGAACAGCUGGAGAGGAUGAGGAGAAACCAGGAGGCUUCAUCACUGCGAGAGAAGAGGAGGGAAACCCCAUCCCGCUCACCGUCUUUCAACAAGGACAAUCCUUUCCUAACCCUGCAGAGCCGGGCACAGGCAGAGGGAGCCUGUGCUGACCCUGCGGAGCUGGAAGCAGCUUUGCAGCAGCUAAAGUUGUCUCACAUGGAACAGAGCAGGACAGCUGCUGAGACUCACACGGACAUGCAGAGAGCAGAGGAGGUGAAAAAUGACAGUUGUCAGGAGAUGCAGCAGUGCAGACCCAUGACCCUGGGGAAUGUGAAGGAGCAGAAGGUGGAGAUAAACAGCCUAGACAGUGAGUUGUUUGAAAGUCAGAGGGUAAUGAUUCUGGACCUGGGCACGAAGCCUCAGCAUGUUGAGAUCAUGAACCUCGAGCCCUUUGAGGAUGAUGACAGCAGGAAGCAAGAUCUGACGAGCUCACCCACAAACACCACCACAGAAAACAGUUUUACACAGUGUGCUGCCUCUGCUGAUUGUAGUCUCCAGACGCCAGACCCUGAGACAUCCAGCCCUGAGCCCAAGGAGGAGGAGGCAGAAACGACGCAGCAGACCAGCAGAGGGCAGAAGCUGGAGAGGAGCCUGGACUCUAACAACCAGCUGACGGCAGACAACAAGAAACACAACAACAACAACAACAUGUUGGCUUCACAGACGUUCACCUUGGUGAGCAGCGACACAUGAGUAAUGCCGCCUGCAACGUCUACACUAACAUCCCGUAGAGCCCAAUUGUAGCCCAGUCUGCACAGAGCAUGCUCCACGGCUUCUUACAACAGAACUACUUUGAUACUACUGUUUCAAGCCCACAAGGAGACUGAGAGUGAGAGGAAGGCAGCCCUGCUAAAAGACUGAACCACACACUGAUGGACCGCCAUCACAUGCAAGACAAGAGAAAGAUCUGUCCAUGCUGACAUGUCCUGAAAGCCAUCCAUAUGUUGUCCCAAAACAUUUAUGCAUAAAUAUAAGAUUGUGAAAUAACUGGUGUUAAUCUGUCUGAGCAAGGCAAGAAAUAUUCUACAUGCCCAUAUGAAAGAAAACAUGACUCACGCUGACUCUCAGUACUCAAAAGGUCCACCGUCCAACAAUCAUGAACGCACAAGUAAACACGACAGUUGAGCUUCUGCAAGUUGUUCCUUGAAAUUCAGGGAACAUCCAAAUUGCCAUGAAACAUUUUGUUCCAGAGAUCUCUUUCUUAGUUUGUUUCCUUUUUGUGUUCCUUCAUAGUCAGCAUGUCCAUGUGGGUAAUAUUUGGACUGACAAGCAGGUUUUGUCCAUGGCCCCACUCAUGUUACUGAAACCAUAUGGGACCUGCAUAAUUAGCCCAUGUCCACUUAUAACACAGGUAGUCUGGAAAGGGAACUAUGUGGACAUGGGAAUCGAAGUGGGAAAACACGGGUGGGGUCACCAUGGAAACCAUGAACAAACCAGCUUGGGACUCAUAUUCUCAGCCCCAAUAUAACCCUUAUGGGGCCCACAUGGGCAUGCUGGCUGUGUUCCUUCUUCCUCUCGUCUACAGCUGACACUGACUUGCCCACAGAUGACAAAACAGUUCUCGAUGAAAAAACAUAUUUUUUCGGUUCUGAAUCGGUUUAUUUUCCGUGUGAUCAUGUUGGCGUGUCCAAACUGAACUGUGCUGGAACUUUAAUAUUUUUCCAGCACCAUCUUGUUUUUACUUUUAACCAGAAGAAACCUUGUUCAGAAGAGCAUGGUGGGCCUGAUUGUGUGUUCCACUUACAUGGUUCUUCAUAAUUUCCCAGUUACUGGAAGUUUCAAUUGACUCUAUGCACGGUCACUUCCUGGUUUUCAAUCUGCAGACGUUACCAAGGGCAGUUAGCGAGGAAUUAUACAAUCUAGUGGAGGCUGUACACUGAGGAAGCAGUGCUAUGCAGUUGUCCCCUCAUGAAAAAUGCCUUUUUCAUUUUAGGCCAUGUUCAAUCCCUCUGGACUAACUAUCAAAACAACUACAAAAAGACAAUAUAAAUAUUUUCAAUCGAUAUUGGACGUUUUAUUCACUAACAUUACCUUACAAAGUCCAAAUUACUCCUUAGUGACAACUGACUGUAAAUUAAGGAGCUGGUUUAUAAUUUAGCAGAAGUUGUAAGUGACACUCUGAGCUAUAGUCCAUUGAGACAUCAUAUGAAUUUGUAAAUCGAGGUCAUCCAAGUUGUUCAAAAUUCUCAUGCCCCAAAUUCACAUUUCAAGAUGGCUGCUCUGAGCGUCCACAGAGUGAAAGGUGCAGUUUACUAUUGUGUGAGCACUGUUCCACUAGUGUCUGUGGACACGUUGCUACAAUGCUUUUGUGUAAAAUGUACUCCAUAACGUGUUUAUAAAAUGGAGUAGAUUCGCUUGCUAGUUAGGGAACCUAGCUAUAUUCCUAAUAUUAACCACAAAAUAAUCUGACUAGUGAAGUUUAGUGGAAAUUAGUGGAAGAACGCUUUUAACUUUUAACUAUUGACAUCAUUCUCAGUUCUGACUUACAACUUCAGUUGUACGUGUUUUGUAUUGCUUGUCCACUUUCACCUGCAACCUAUUGGACAGUAGCUUGCCGUCACACAAUGUCCACAACCCUGAUUUAUUAUCUUUUUCACUCUGAAUGGGACCACGAUUCACAAAAUGGACAUCAUGAAGAAGACCUGAAACUAGUGAUUGAAACCAUAUACCCCUCAGGAAAACUGACAUCAAGUGAAAAUUAGGCUCAUUUUGCAUAGUUUUACAAACAGACCAGUGGAGCCACCACCUUAUUGCCAUUUAUAUGGGUCACAUACACUUUCUUAUUGGCUUUACUAUAAGGCUGAAUGGAUUAUUCAAUUAAUUGAUUACUAAUCAAUUGCUAAAUUAAUCGUCAAAUAUUUAGAUUUUUAUAUAUAUAUAAUUGAAACUUCUUAAAUAUGAAUUUUUUUUGGUUUCAUUGCUCCAUUUGACAAAGAAAUCAUUAAAACUGAAACAUUUUGGUUUGUGGAAAUAACAACAAAUGACAUUUGUGAACAUCGAUCACUUAUAGGUUUGGGAAACACCGGUUUUAUGGACCAACCCUGUUGCAGCUCUACUUUACUGUCAAGACUCAGACUAUGUCCAUUUUACACUUUAAGAACGUCUAUCUCCACUGGGUUCUAUCUAUCUCCAGGCAUGUCCAUGUCGUAGGAGGUCACUGUAAUAUUUACUUCAAAAGGUUGCUUUGUUAUACAAGCCAGUGACAGUUGCAGUUAGAGUUCAUCAGAACUUUCUGUUUUACUGAUGGGUAGUUAUCGCCGCAUGCGACAGCAGAAUGUUAUAUGUAAAGUAUCCACUUAUUCUAAAUGCGGACUGCAAUAUAAACACAACAAUUAGCACGUUUUACAAUUGAUCCAGUCAAGCUGAAUAACAAAGUAAAUGGUGAACAGGCGCCACCCAUAUUGACAUGAUCUCUCUUUUAUGCUGCGUACACACCAAACACAAGUUUUUUGCAUUGUGCCAUGCCCUUCUCACCACGGGAUCACUGCAUUUUUUAGGCAACAUCAAGCCGCUUCGCUGACCAUUUACCAUGCUCUCUCAUUUUUGUUGUCCCGCUACAUAUAUCACUUUGUGUCUUAGAGCUCCGGGUGCCCACACACAGAAAUGAUCAUUUUCCAAAGUCGGAGCAAUUAUAUGGGUUUCUUUACAAUGUGGGCAGUUGUUACGAGGGAAUGCACAAUAUCACUUUUUCAUGUACAAUACCAACAUCACAAACUUAUUCUAUACCGAUAAAGAUAUCAAUCCGAUACCAUCAUUUUAGACAUUUUAAACUAUGAAGCCAUUUCAUGCUAAUAAUUGUCCAACUGUAACAAAUAUUCUUCUCCUAGAAAGUAAUUAGCAGCCUGCAACAUUAGUGAAAUGCUGUUGCUGAUUUUUAUGCUACAGUCUGUGCACAGUAUUGGAUUUUUGGAUUAUGUCAGAUUUCGUGUUUUUAUCUUUCCAAAAUCCAAUCCAGUGAUUCCGAUACCGGCUUAUCCCUAGUAGCUAGCUACCAAUACUGGAAUAGCAACCUUUCCACUGAAGGGUCCAUGCAUGCACUUUCAGCUUGGUAGAACAGCCACUAGAAGGCCCCUCCCAUUUUCAUAACUGCCAUGUGAUUGGUUAAAGCCUCCUGAUUUCCCUAAAGGCUGGAAACAGAGUCUAAAUAGGGUGCAGAAGUCCAGCUCUCUAUCAGAUCACUUGAUUUACAUUGUGCUGAAUUUGGUUAUUAUGGAAUUAUGGAUUAUUAACACCAAUAUGCCAAAUAUAUGUUGCCUACUCCAGCUUUAAUUAGUCUUUAAGUGUUUGACUAGAGCUAAAAAUAUGAAGAAAAAAACAGUUUCACAAUCUUCACUGUAUGUAUGACUUGUUUUGGGAUUUGACGUGUUUUGUUACUCACAGCUUUUGAAACGUUUCUCAGUGUUAAAGUCAUGCUGACUUCCCACUGAUGGUGAGAGGAGACUAGAGCUGUAAAUGUUGUAGGAGCAAAAAAGAUGGGCUCAGCACCAAAAUGUGACACACAUGCAGUGCUUUACUCUCACACCUAAGUGAUUUAUCUUCCAUUAAUGAAUUACUUUAAAUUGUUUGCUUUCCACUCUAUUUUCACACCCUUUACACCUGCCUUGUAAAAGAUUAUACACACAUAUAUAAGUAUAUAAAGAGUAUAUGAACAAACUUAAAGCAGGUUUUUACUUUAACAAGGUGCCCCUUCAUGCUGCUGUUUUCCUUUUGGACAGAAAUAUGUCUCUUGCAAGAGUUGUGAUUGCUUCUCCUUGUUGCUGAUGGAUUUCCAGUCCGUCUCUC